This is a messenger RNA of Doryrhamphus excisus (bluestripe pipefish), 1650 nucleotides long. It is a transcript of the gene atp6v0e2, whose product is annotated as ATPase H+ transporting V0 subunit e2. Gene Ontology annotation, molecular function: proton-transporting ATPase activity, rotational mechanism. The record is from RefSeq and is a predicted model, not a curated record. NCBI's taxonomy places the organism in Eukaryota, Metazoa, Chordata, Actinopteri, Syngnathiformes, Syngnathidae. Gene Ontology annotation, cellular component: proton-transporting V-type ATPase, V0 domain. Gene Ontology annotation, biological process: proton transmembrane transport.
CUGGGCUUAGGAGGCGGGGCUGCAGUGACGGUCCAAGCUAGCUCAGCAGCCAUUGAUGCUACACAACCAGAUUAGGAAAUUGACAACAAUUCCUUCAUAAACGUUUUUGAGGAUUGGAGACAUGGUUUCUCACUCCCUAGCCCUGCCGAUGAUCUGCUUCACCACGCUGUGGGCGCUGGUGGGGGUCGUGGCUCCCUUCUUAGUUCCCAAAGGACCGAAUCGAGGCGUGAUCGUCACCAGUUUGAUUCUCACCGCCAUCUGCUGCUACCUCUUCUGGUUGAUAGCCAUCCUCGCUCAGACCAACCCUCUGUUUGGCCCUCAGCUGAAGAAUGAAACCAUAUGGUACCUGCGCUACUUCUGGGAGUAGACCAGAGAUCUCUGUCAUCCUCUCCCUGGUUCCGACCACGACUUCAACGUAACUCCCAACACACACACACACACACACACACGAUCAUGACAUGUGUAAAAUGAAUACUAAUGUACAGUUGAGUAUGUUCAAUGGAUGAAAUGUUGUUUAAUGUGUGUUCUGAUCUUCCAUUUGUAAAACGUGCAAUUAUACUGUAGUUUUAUGUUGAUACUUGAACAGGGAUUUUUUUUUUUUGUAUUUAUUUUGGCCUGUAAUGCUCUCGUUGUCCACGUGGUGGUGUUGUGUAACUGUGAUGUGUUUACGAGCGCUCCGACGGCGGCCAUGAGGAUCUCCUCAACACCCCUGGAGUGAAGAGCCACUCUCCUCCUCUUGUUCCCUCACAAGAACCCUUGUGCAGCCCUCUCCUCGUUGCCAUGGUGAUCUGCUCUCCUAAUUCAACACCCUUUUUUUCUGCUUAAAACCCCGCUGACACACUGUACUUUUUAUUAUUAGGACACUUGGAACUCAUAUUGCAUGUUAUUGUUUACCCAUUAUUUAAGCUGCAGGAAAUAACCCAGUAAUCCAAAGCAGAAAGAGAAUGAUGUUAUCUGACUGUAUUUAGCAUUAGCUGCUAGCGACCACCACAAUGCCACCCCAUAGCUUCCCAUCCCCCCCCCCCCUUCCUCCUUGAAUUCACUAUGCUUCAGCCAAAAAGUAUGAAAAUCAAAAUACAGCUACUUUUUAGAAAGACCAAAUUACGUUGUAUCUUCUCUGUCCAGUUGUGGGACUGGCCUGCACCUUGACACCUGAAUCAGGUUCUCAAGCAUCUGACCUCCUUUUGCUGCUUUUAUUCCUGACACUUUUUAGUAAAAUGUCUAAAAUGACACUUCCACCAAGCGGUCAUGGCCCGGUUUAAAACACUAAACAAAGUACAGCAAUGAAGGACAUCUUGUCUUUUAUUUUGUAAAAGUGUAUUUUAUUUUAUGUGGUCCUUCACGUCACGUUUGUUUUAUGAAGUACUAUAGUUUCCAGUGUCCUUUGAAUCAAAUGUCAACAUUCCAAGGCCGUGUGUUAUAGUGCACACUUUCCAAUACUGGAAGUAGUCACUUUCUCUUUUGAAUAUCUGCACAUAAAGUGUGUGAGGAGUCACCAUGGUAACGGAAGUGUAAAUGACAGAUGUACAUAUCGCUGGCUGGAUAUGAGAUGCCCUUUGUUGUUGUUGUUAUUAUUAUUAUUAUUAGUGUAUGUGCUUCUGUGCGUGAAGAAAAGACUACAUUAAUUAAAUAACUUGUCUCCUUCCCUUG